CAACCUACGUUAAGUAGUAGUAGAAGAAGAAGGCACUUCCUGCGCAGAUGUUAAAAGAAACAUUUUCUGAAAUAUUCAUGGCUUGACGGUAAAUAAAUGUGCUGGAAGUGAAAAAAUACCGAAGCUCAAGAUGAACUAUGUACCAGGGACGGCGAGCCUCAUUGACGACAUCGACAAAAAGCACCUGGUGUUGCUCCGAGACGGCAGGACUCUGAUUGGUUACCUCAGGAGCAUCGACCAGUUUGCCAAUUUAGUGUUUCACCAGACGGUGGAGCGCAUCCACGUGGGGAAAAAGUUUGGAGACAUCCCGAGAGGAAUUUUCAUCGUGAGAGGGGAGAAUGUAGUUCUGCUUGGAGAGAUGGACGUGGAUAAGCCCUGCGACACCAUCCUGCAGCAGGUCUCCAUCGAAGAGAUCCUAGAGGAGCAGCGGCUGCAGCAGCAAGCCAAGCAGGAGACGGAGAAAGUCAAGCUGCAGGUCCUGAAGGAUCGAGGCCUCUCCGUUCCCAAAGCGGACAACUUGGACGAGUACUAAAGCAGCUUUCUUUCGUUGUUCUUUUCUCACGAGCCUUUUUCUCAGUUUGUAUCGGACUGGCAACUUGUACCUUUGAUCCGAGGAGUUUUGUGUUUUGUGGGCAGAAUUUUCAAGUUGGAUCUAUUUACUGUACUGGUCGAUUUUUAUUUUAAGUAUUGGGAGGAAAAUGUGAUCAGCUCAUCUCAGUUUUGCAAGAUCAUAGCGGUAAAGUAAAAAAAAAAAAAAAGUUGUUUUCCCAAAUUACUGUUAGUAGUUUUGAGUAUAUAGAAGCACUUUGUAUUUUGUCACAAUGUGGUGAGCUUUCAUGUUUGAGGAUGUCUGGGUCUGCUAAUGAUGAUCACUACUUUCUCAAAUAAAAGUCUGUCAUUAUGGGAGCUGCUUGAGAAAACGUAUAAUCAUAUCAUUUAAUCGUUCCUCUGUCUCUGAUGUAUGCAUUGCUAUAAAAGCAGUUUAUUUUUAGAAUGACCCAUCAGCGUGCGUCCUGCAGAGUGACCUCCUACACGGGACUUUGCAGAUCUACAAGCAAAAAGCAUCAUUCACUGUGGCAAUUGAAUUUAGGCAGAUCAGUGGAUCAGACAGCCUGUGUCCUGUUGCGUCCGGAUAGAUCGAUCCUAUCUGCCCUCAUCAGUCAAUAAUUGCCUGUUAAUUGUUUGGACUAAUGAUGAUCGUGUAACAGAACUCCCGUGCGGGAGACGAAUUUUGCAUGCAGCCCACUAUUAAACCAAUUAUUGCCACUGCCACAUGGUUUUGCCCUCUUCCGCUGCUCAAUAUGUUUAAUGUCAUUAGUAUCACUACUUGUUUUAAUGCAGGGGAGAGACACACAGCCUGUCUGUGAAGGGAAGGUUCCCUGAGAGAUCUAAAGUAAAUUUAUAAAGCGUGUGAUUUCCUCAGGUCUUCAAAAUAAAAGUUGCGAAUUAGUGUUUAACUUCAGUUUUUUUGUAAUAGUUUUUUUUUUUUUCAAUUUAAAGGGAAGAGUGCAAGUAUUUUUUGCCUAGUUUUGUAAAAUACUUGAAAACAUUUCCACAUAUAUUUUCACACCUCUUUCUCAAAGACCCUUUAGUAAACUUUAUCCUUGCCAGACUCUCCCUGUGGAUCUCUGCAGCUCCUCCAGAGUUACCAUGGGCCUCUUGUCAGUGUAUGUUGGGGAUCCCGAGCUCCAGUUCUCACAGGAAGGUGUCCUGCAAACAUUUGGAGCAGUUUAUAGUCCAGUCUACCUGAAUUAAAUAGCUUCAUUACAUUCAGCAGAGUUCUGCUAGUGAUUUGAGUAUUGGAUUUGUGUGUGUUGAAGCAGAUACACACCUAGAAGACGUAGAAGGAUGAGGUCGGAAAUUCGACAGCCCUGAUUUUAUUGGACAGCAAUGUACAGUAGCUCCAUACUCUUUCUAUUUCUUUAAACUUCUCAAACUCUUUCUCCCUGGCCUCCCUUCAUGGUCUUCAUGAUGCUGUUUGUAUUCUAAUGUUCCCUAAGAAACAACUGAGACCAAAUGACGUCUGGAUUUAUCAUAAGAUUAAAUUGUACAGCGUUG
Molecule: messenger RNA, 2058 nt
Organism: Xiphophorus hellerii (green swordtail)
Lineage: Eukaryota; Metazoa; Chordata; Actinopteri; Cyprinodontiformes; Poeciliidae
Gene: lsm1
Product: LSM1, U6 small nuclear RNA associated
Exons: 4
Coding region: 131-532 (133 amino acids)
Biological process (GO): deadenylation-dependent decapping of nuclear-transcribed mRNA
Cellular component (GO): Lsm1-7-Pat1 complex; P-body
Molecular function (GO): mRNA binding
Source: RefSeq, a predicted model, not a curated record